CUCUGCUUAGAGAGCGCUCGAUUUAAAAAUUCUCUUUCUUUCCUUCCCUUCCCUUCGCUCUCUAAACAAAUCUCCGUCAAGCCUCGCUUGUCGGCCUUCCCCAUUCCCUUGCUCGCCGUCGUCUCUUUUCCCCUCUUCCGCCCCAUCUCCGCUCGCUCGGACACCGUUCCGGCGAGAUCCGAAGAUGUCUGGUGAUGUGGAGAACCCGAAAGCUCCGCUAGGCUCCCCUAAAUCCAAUGAAGUAAAGUCUACCUGGUCAAGUUACUUACUCGAGAAGACAUCUCUCUAUGGUAUAGCAGCAGGCUACUGUAUCUCAGCAUCCUUACUCUCUAUCCUCAACAAAUGGGCGGUCAUGAAAUUCCCGUAUCCAGGAGCCUUAACUGCUCUCCAAUACUUCACAAGCGCAGCAGGCGUCCUGCUAUUCGGCUCCUGCAACCUCCUAGAACAUGACAAGCUCAACCUACUAACCAUGUGGAAAUUCCUACCAGCAGCAAUCAUGUUCUACCUCUCCCUCUUCACCAACAGCGAGCUCUUGCUCCAUGCCAAUGUUGACACCUUCAUUGUAUUCCGUUCUGUGGUCCCCAUCUUUGUUGCAGUAGGCGAGUCCUUCUUCCUCCGCCAGCCAUGGCCAGCUCUCAAAACCUGGCUCUCCCUCGCCACAAUCUUUGGUGGGAGCGUCCUCUAUGUCCUCACAGAUUACCAAUUUACCCUCACUGCCUACAGCUGGGCUUUAGCUUACUUGAUCAGCAUGACAGUCGAUUUCGUGUAUAUCAAGCACGUGGUCAUGACCAUUGGCUUGAACACCUGGGGGCUGGUUUUGUACAACAAUCUCGAGGCGCUAAUGCUUUUCCCUCUCGAGUUGCUGAUAAUGGGUGAGCUGAAGAAGAUUAAGCAUGAGAUUACCGAGGAGAGUGAUUGGUACUCCUUUGAGGUCGUUUUGCCUGUGGGGCUGUCUUGUCUUUUUGGUCUGGCGAUCUCGUUCUUUGGGUUCUCCUGUCGGAGGGCGAUUUCUGCUACUGGGUAUACAGUCCUCGGCGUGGUGAACAAGCUACUGACUGUGGUGAUUAAUCUUGUCAUAUGGGAUAAGCAUGCUACGUUCGUUGGGACCAUAGGGUUGCUGAUUUGUAUGGUGGGUGGGAUUUUGUACCAGCAGUCUACUAGCAAUAAGCCUAAGGCUGCUGCAGAAGUAACGGUGAAAGAAACCGAGGGUGAGGGAGGAGAAGCAGAAGAAGUGCAGAAGUUGCUGGAGAUGCAAAGUAAAGAUGUUUCGGAACCUCAGCAAGGUGAAUGAGGAAGCAAAUCAUAGUUUACAUUAUUCGCCUUUUUGUUCUGAUGAGUUCAAUUCUGGGGUGCCGAAUUCGUGGAAUGCAAGUUUUCUGUUCCUUGUUGCCCUUGUGAUAUUCACAUACACAGAUUCUUUUGAACCUUGAAUGAGGAAAUGUUAGUUUCGAUUUUGAAAUUUGUAACCAAUCUCAUCAGAACAAUUACCUGUAGUAAAAGUGUUUAGUGGCAAAUAACUUUGAAAAGUGAUCUAGUAAUCAAUGCUUCUGAUUGAGUCUAA
This is a messenger RNA of Linum tenue, 1561 nucleotides long. Lineage: Eukaryota; Viridiplantae; Streptophyta; Magnoliopsida; Malpighiales; Linaceae. The record is from the annotation of a GenBank genome assembly.